CUCUCUCUCUCUCUCUAUCUCUCUCUCAGAUUCUGCAAUCACUUUGUUUUGUGUGUUUGUGUGAAUCUUUUGUGAUUAUAAGGGGCAAUGCCGUUGGCCAUUUGCUUUUCAAGCAGUCUUCUCCAACUCUUUUUGACACCGACAUCUUUAUCUUCUCUUUUCUUGCUUGUUCAAGAUUUUAACGUUCUUCCUAUGAAGAAGUGAAAAGUUUCCCAGAUACCAGCGAGAAAGCAAAAACAAAAGGAAUCAUGGCUCACCAGGACGAAGGGUGGCCGUUGGGAUUGAGACCGCUGAAUGCGAGAGUUGGGUUGAUCAGAAACCGGGAUUUGUCCGGUGGGUCGGUCUCAUUCAGCACUUUGAUCACUGCCUCUCCGACUUCCUCCAUCGCCUCUUCUUCUUCUUCGUCCUCAGAUCUUGAAACAGAGCCAACUGAAUCUUUCUUCCAUGACAAGGGCAUCACACUGGGGAGCCUCAUCGGCGUUUCCGGCAUCCUAGAUCUCUCCGGAAGAUCUACACGGAGAAGGACAACAGAAACCUCCAAGAACAAAAAGAACCGUAAAACCAAACCUUGGUUGUUUUCCUUCUGCUCCAAGCUAACCAAUGACUCUGUGAACGUGAGCAAUGAUACUCCAUCACUAGGUCACUUUCUUGAGGCAGAAAGGAGAGCAAGUACCCACAACACCAACAGAAGAAAUCACGUCGCUCCAAUCGAAUAUGGCCCCGAAGAUUUCUCACCGGCAGUGCCGGUUUCCGGCCCCAACGGGCUGUUUGUGGACGGUGCGGUUGCCGCUGCUCUGCCAAGUCCUUCAGAGAGUGGAGAUGGUGGAUCAAGAUCCAACAGAGAGUUAUUAGAAUAUGGCAAUGGACUUGGAACUCCAUUACUGCUUUCAUGUUUGCGUGGAAAACUCGUUAAAUGAUCACUUACAUUAAAAUUUCAGAUUCCAUGUUGUUUAAAAGAGAGGACUUUCAUUAAUGGAGGGAUCUUUUAUUAUUAAUACAGGUCUUUUGAAUUUAAUUAUAAUUAAACUCU
Molecule: messenger RNA, 1030 nt
Organism: Malus domestica (apple)
Lineage: Eukaryota; Viridiplantae; Streptophyta; Magnoliopsida; Rosales; Rosaceae
Source: RefSeq, a predicted model, not a curated record